UGAGAUUGGCCACGGACCGAGAUGAUCUGUCUUUGCAGAUGUCACUGCAGCUGCCUGGGGAAAGGCUUGUGGGUGGGGUCUACUGCAAGUAGAACACGUCCCCUUCUCCAGGGUGAAUGUGUGCUCCACCCUGGCCUGAGAGUAGAGGGAGACAGAGGGAGUGUCUCUGAGACCCCACUCUGCAGAUAGAUCGACUGAGGUGGUAGUAAGCAGUGAGAUCUGGAAGCGUGGAGAAGGCCUGCAUGGAGGUCGAGGGGAACGGCCAAGCUUCCCUGAUGGGGGUGGGGGAAUGCAGGGGAGUGGCCAGCUCAUCUGGCUCUGGAGCAGGCCUCAGGGCUCCACAGGAGCCUAAGGAUUUUUGGAGGCAUGGGGCUGGUGGCAGCCAGCAGUGUCCUACAAGAGCAGUGGCCCUUUGGGAAUGGAUGGCUCUGUGCAGGCCAGGAUGGUGGUGGUGGUCUUGUGUGUGUGUGUUUGUAUGUGUGUGUGUGUGUGUGUGUGUAUUUUGAGGGGAGUUUAGUUGGUGAGCAGCUAGUAUAUUGAGAAGAGCUUUUGACAGUGAGUCAGGAAACUUAGGGCCUAGUCCUGGCUCACCUUGCUGUGUGACCUUGGGCAAGUCUGUUGACCUCACUGAGCCUCAGUUUCCCCAGCUAUAGAGUGGUGCUCAAUAAGCCCUGCCCCUUCCUCAGGACUGUGUGAGGACAAUGGGAAACAGUUUAAGAGGAACACAGUGCCCUGGGGAAGAGGAUCCUUAGAGAACUAGCAUGAACUGGAUGGAGCUGAACUUGGGGGGUUUGUUGAGCAUUGGGGGUGUUGCUCAGCUUGGGCCAGGCUUUGCUGAGGGGACGCCAGGACUUAGGCUGAGACUGGCCCCCGGGAGCUCACACUCUGCUUCAGUGACUUGCAGACUUCUUACAGGCAUGCCUCAUUUUGAUAAAAAAAAAAAAGAGCUGCUGCUUUUAAUAUUUAAUAAGGUUACUUUCAAGUACAGAGUUUUGUUUCUUCUUUUAAGCUUUGCAAAAAUAUCUUGAAACCACCGGUGACCCCACCCUUCCCUCCAGAUUGGGGUGCACCUCCAUACCCCACCACGCCUUGAGCAUCUGGUUGGAGGGAUGGCAUGUCCUGGUGCAGGAUGACUCACAGUACCAGAAGCCCCUGAAUCUUACCCAUCGGCGUUUAUUCAGUGCUUUGUGUGGCAGGGGCUGGUGAUUGCAGCUGGAAGUGCCCAUGAGCGACCUGGCGUCCUCCGGGGGCGGGUCCCCUGCGGGGGACGGGGAAGAGGGCCUGGGGGACGAGCGAGGCCUGGUCAUCCACCACCCCGCGGAGGAGCAGCCCCACCGCUGCCCGCUGUGCGGCCAGACCUUCUCGCAGCAGCCCAGCCUGGUGCGGCACCAGAAGGCGCACGCUGGGGCAGGCCGCGCGGCCGCCUUCGUGUGCCCCGAGUGCGGCAAGGCCUUCAGCGUCAAGCACAACCUCGAGGUGCACCAGCGCACCCACACCGGCGAGCGGCCCUUCCCCUGCCCCGAGUGCGGGCGCUGCUUCAGCCUCAAGCAGAACCUGCUCACGCACCAGCGCAUCCACAGCGGCGAGAAGCCGCACCAGUGCGCGCAGUGCGGCCGCUGCUUCCGCGAGCCGCGCUUCCUGCUCAACCACCAGCGCACGCACGCGCGCAUGCCCGCGCCGCACCCGCGCCGGCCCGGCGUGUUCGGGGAGCGGCGGCCCUACUUCUGCGCCCGCUGCGGCAAGAGCUUCGCGCGCGAGGGCUCGCUCAAGACCCACCAGCGCAGCCACGGCCACGGGCCCGACGGCCAGGCGGCCCAUUUAGGCCGCGUGCUAUGAUGCGCGCCGCACCUGCCGGCUGUUUGCUGCCCCAGAGCCACGUUCGUGACCCCCGGAGAUGGCGCUGGGCUGCGGUGCCCCGGCUGGAUGGGAUCCCGGGAGACGGGGAGGCCUGGCUUGGGGUCUGGAAGGAGUGGGCUGCUGCCAGGCUCGGGCCGCCUCCUUCCGCUCCGCCCCUAGGACCCUCUGGCUGGCUGCAUACGCCUGCUUUGGGCCAUUGUGUUGGUUUUCCUCCUCAGGCUCUCCCGGCCUAGAGCAGAUGCGGAGGGGGCAGGACCUCUGGGCAGUGUGCAAGGCAUAUCUGGGCACAGAGACUGGGAAUGGGGCCCCACGGGCCCUGCACCCCAGCGUGAGGAUGCUCCUCAGAAAACCUACCUCGGGAGGGCCCUGCAGCGAUGGCGGAAGGAGCGAUGGAGCAUGGAAUUGGAGGCAGCGUCCAUGCCCUGGUGGAAAAACUCCCUGAACCUGUUGGAAGUCGCACGCAGCCAGAGAAGAGCUCUUCCUGGCCACCUGGCCACGGACCUCAGCAGGGACGGUGCCUGUGUGGAUAAACGGUUCUCUGCUCCUGCCUGGCCCCCCAGAGGCAGGAGGGGACUGGCCUUGGAGAACACGGCAAGUCCGGAGCAGACCUGGCCCUAGACGCAGAACCUGACCCCGGUGUGAUCCCUACUUACAGGCUUCACUCUCCUUUCAGAGCAAUUGUUCUUAACACUUUUGGGGGCGUGAAGCCCUUCGACAAUCUGACAAAGGUUUGGAACCUUCUCGCCAGGAAAACACACACACUCCUGCAGACCACAAAUCUCCAAGCAGUGUCGGGAGCUCCUGGACUCCAGGCUGAGAACCUGGGCCCCGGGGCCUCACCCACUGCUCUCUUUGCCUGAUGCAGAGCCUGGGGUCAGGGCACCAAACUAGUAGCAUUUUUCCCUCCCCCACCGACCCUCCUUUCCUUGUUCAGGAAUAAAGAAUUCUGAGGAGGGGACCCAUCUGGUCACUCUCUUCUCCCAGACCUAAUGCACAGGGCAGCAGCUUUCUGAAUCUUCCUUCCCUUCCCCAGACGUUGCUGGAGGCUCCCUGGGCUGGUUUGCUCUUCUCUGUUUUUGGGGUUGCUUGCUCUGGUCACCUGGUGCUGGCUCUCACGGUGCAGCCCUGGGCUCCUGGCCUGGGCUCUGAUCUCACUGGGAAGGUGGUGGGGAGGGCUGGGACCUCUGUGGACGCUGGGCAGAGGCAUGAAUUUGGGCCGAGCCUACCCCGGAGAGGGAAUUCUGCUUCCAGCAGCCACAGCCAGGUGGACCUGCCUCCUGCCAGAGCCGGCCUUUGGCCUCAGCCGGGCACGAGAUGGGAAGGCUGCCGAGGAAGAUGGAGCCUCGCUCCUCGUGCCACCGGCUCCAGGUGGAGACAGAGGCGGACUCCACAGUUCUGCUGUGCCCUCGGAACAAGUGGAGGGGUGGGUGCUGGAGCGACAACAGGGCGAGGACUUCUCAGGUCUUCAGGGCAGCCUGGAGCCCAGAAGUGCCCCCUGGCCUCCCCAGAAUGAACCGCCCGUCAGAAAAGGUGUGACCGACCAGGGCUAGGAUGGGUUUUUGAUGAAAACCAGACUUAAGAAAGUGGGUUACAUUUAGUGAAACCCUUAGGCUGGAGAGAGGCCUUUAGUCGUGGAAUUGAGAUCCAAUCCCAGUGAUGUGAGUUGUGGGGGUGCGGAGGAGUUGUGUUUGGGUGGGAGGUCCCAGGGCUGGGCUGGGUUCGGUCAGGGUCGUCUCGGGCCCCUGUGGGUUCCUGCCCUGGGGUCUUGCUUGUCCCGUCUCCGUUGCAGUUUGGCUGGUUGUUACUGACCGUCUGCCAUGCGCCUCGUCCUGGGAUAACAGACCGCUCUAGGGGGAGCACAGAAAGAGCAGCGCUCUGUGCUCCAGGAGCUUCCACUUCCUUUUAUCCUUGGCCAACCUGGAGGGGACCUCACAGAUGCACUUCUCUGCUGAUUGUCGGCUGUCUCCUCCCUCCCCUGUGACUGUGCCGUCUGUGUCCUGCCUCUGCCUUCCCUGGUAUUGCUCUGAAAUGUGCCCCUCCUCCCCUCCGCCCUGCCCACCCUCUUCUCCACCAGGGCCCAGCUUCCCUGACUGUCUAGCCCGCAUUCCCCCUUCCUUCUCUGAACAGCACCGUGUCUUACACUCCAGUUUUGUGUGUGUGUGUGUGCGCGCACGCGCGCGCGUCUUGACUGUCCAAUGAGACUGUGGGGUCCUGGAGGACAAGGGUCUGGCACAAGGCUGGGCCCGUAACACUCAGGAAAUACUUGUCGACUGGCUAAUGGGUCAGGUGCUGGAGGUUGAGGGGUGGCCGGUGCUGGGAGGUGUGAAAGGGGAGAGGGCACGUGAGCUCAUUAGUGGGUACAUUUUACUGGGCUGUGGGCUGGCUCCCCUGAGGCAAUAAUGGCCAUAGGAGGCCUCAGGUCCUCUCCUGCUUGGGGCAUUGGGACAGGAGGACCCCCCUGGUUAUGCAGGAGUGUGCGUAAAUGCUCCUCCAGGCUGGAUGUUUCCAUAGGUCACAGACACCUGCUGGAGAUGACCAAGUGGAAUAAACAUUCUCUUG
Messenger RNA from Equus quagga, 4416 nucleotides. Its product is annotated as zinc finger and SCAN domain-containing protein 2. Lineage: Eukaryota; Metazoa; Chordata; Mammalia; Perissodactyla; Equidae. Gene Ontology annotation, molecular function: DNA-binding transcription factor activity, RNA polymerase II-specific; RNA polymerase II cis-regulatory region sequence-specific DNA binding. Bases 1225 to 1836 code for a protein of 203 amino acids. The transcript has 3 exons. The record is from RefSeq and is a predicted model, not a curated record. Gene Ontology annotation, biological process: regulation of transcription by RNA polymerase II.